AUACAAGACUGCGACUCAGUGGGAGUACUGAAAUGACCAGCCGGCAUCCCAGCCAUGCAGAGAGCACUCACUCCUCAGAUAAGCAGCCGCCUGCCGUGGCCCCCAAGCUCCAUGUCCACCGAUCACUGUCAAAGGAGACCAUUACCAUCCACUUCUCAGCUCUUGGGAAGGAGGAAGAGGAGGAGGAAGAAGAGCUGUACACUACGACUGUCUCCGCUACCUCAGCCGCUCUGGAUGACUCAAACAUUGUGACAGCUUUAGAAGCAAGCGAGGAGAUGUUUGAAGGGGUGCCAGUGGACUCUGCUGCUGGGGUUGGUGUCAUCCCUGAAUCAUCCAGACUUUCUCCCAUUUCUAGACAUCACACUAACAGUUCUCCCACACGGACUCUGUCUUCACAUGCUUCAGAGCAAAAAGCCUCGACGUCUAACUCGUCGCCAACAAAAUCUUUAAGCUUUCCCUCCAGUGACAAACCUUUCCUAAGCAUGGUUAAAUCUCUCUCCUCCGACGCCGAGUCUCGUGAUGGGGUUUCUCCUAUUCCUGCUCCGUCAGUGAGGCACAGGCAUCUCAUGAAGACUCUCGUCAAAUCAUUGUCCAUAGAUACAUCCCAGGACUCCUCAUCCUCCUCCUCCUCCUCCUCCUCCUCCACACCCUACCGUCUUCCAGAAUCACGCCUCAACCUGCAACUCUUUAAGCAAUUCACGCAGUCCCGGAUACCGUCUGCUGCCGCGUCGUCGCUUAGCGAUUCUAAAACCGCCCCCUCCUCGCCGCUAACCUCGCCGGAUAACCGCAGCUUCUUCAAAGUCUCAGAAGUCGAGGCGCGAAUCGAAGACACCAAGCGCCGUCUCUCUGAAGCCAUUUCCGAGCCGCUCCAGCUGCUGAGUAAAAUCAUGGAUGAAAAGAGUGGCAGCUUAGUUGGCAGCAGCAUUUACCGGCCCAAGGCGCUUUCUGCCAGCGCCUCAGAACUAUCAAACAUUGCUUCUGUUAAUGGUCACCUGGAGAGCAACAACAAUUACUGCAUCAAGGAGGAAGAAGGAGGUGACUGGGAGGCCGAAGGCCCCAACAGCCGAGUCUCUGGUACAGCCGAAUCCCCUGUCAGCCUCUCUGUCGACACAAAGAGCCCCAACAAAUCAUCGCCACUGUCCAUGUCACUGGACAAGUGCUCCAUGUCUGCUCUUGCAAAACAGGAGGACGAGGACUUUUGCAUCCUGUACAGCGACGACUUUGAUACUUGUACUGAAACAGACGGAGAUGGUGUUGAUAGAACUGACAAUACUGGAAGUGGUAGUCAAACUAAAGUGCCACUAAGCGGUAGCACCGAACCGUGCAGUGAGGAUGAAUCUGAAAGUAUUGCGCCGGCGCCUAGUGUUCCGCACUAUACUCUCAGCAUCCUUACAGUGUUGGUCUAUGGGUAUUUUGUAUUGCCGCUGCCAAGUUACGUUGGAGGAAUGCUGCUCGGGAUUGGGCUGGGAUUCCUUUUAGCCAUCGGCGUUGUGUGGCUGACGGGACCAAAACCUUCUGGAGGUGACUUCAGACAUUCCAGACACCGUGGCGAGAUGUGGAGUCUGACCAAGUUGGACAUUAAGGAACCAGAAAUCUAUAAGGGCUGGAUGAAUGAGAUAUUGAACUACGACCCGGAGACAUACCACGCCACACUGACGCACUCUGUGUACGUCCGGUUGGAGGGCUCCAUCAUUCGUCUGUCUAAACCCAACCACAACAUUGCCCGUCGUGCCACACACAACGAACCAAAGCCUGACGUUACCUACAUCAGUCAGAAGAUCUAUGACCUUACCAACAGCAAGGUGUAUCUGGCGCCUCAGAGCCUGGCCAGGAAGCGAAUAUGGAACAAAAAGUACCCCAUCUGCAUUGAACUCGGCAAACAAGACGACUUCAUGUCAAAGGCCGAGGGCGACAGGUGGGAGGCCAGCGAGGGCGUGAGCACGAGGGACAGAGGAGAGGCGACGGGAGGAGGUCAGGAUCGAGGCUGGUCGUCCUCGGCCAGAGACCUGACCCUCUACCUGUUUGGAAGAACUGGGCGGGAGAAGGAGGAGUGGUUCCAGCGCUUUCUGUCAGCCUCUAAGCUCAAGGCGGAUUUGAAGAAAAGCUCCUCCGUUGUGGGGAGUAAGAAGGCUUUGAGCUCCCACAGUCGCAGCAGCAGCCGCAGCAGUCUGGAUGAGGCGUUGGCAUCUCAGCCCCGGCCGAAGGACUCUUCAGCCUCCUCCACGAUGGCAGCCAGUGCCAAAGCCAAGCCUCUGCUGGACUACAGUGUCUACAUGGGCUCCUUACUGCCAAAACAGUUGGCAGUCAGCCCUACAGCUGCCAGCCCUGUUCUCCAGAGUCCUCAGAGCAGCCCUGGGGCUGAUAAGAAGCUUCAGAGCACCACUUCAGCUCCGCUGCAGCCCAGGGGAGAGGAGGAAGAGGAGGAGGACGCUGUUGCCUGGGUGAAUGCGGCUCUCGGUCGGGUCUUCUGGGACUUCCUGACGGAGCCCUACUGGGCUGAACUGGUCUCCAAGAAGAUUCAGAUGAAGCUCAGCAAGAUACGGUUGCCUUACUUCAUGAACGAACUAACCCUGACAGAACUGGACAUGGGCUCGGCCACUCCCAGAAUCCUUGGAGCUUCGAAACCCAGCAUCGACUAUCGAGGUCUGUGGUUCGACCUGGAGAUCUCCUACAGGGGCUCCUUCCUGAUGACCCUGGAAACCAAGAUGAACCUCAUCCGCCUGGGCAAAGAGGGGGACAGCCUCCGCUUAGGGGAAUUUGGCAAAGACGGAUACAGGCCGAGGACGUACUGCCUGGCCGACAGCGAUGAAGAGUCGUCCAGCGCCGGCUCGUCAGACGAGGAAGACUCCUCCGACUUCUCGAAUGAUUCUGCCGGAGCAGACGGUUUGGUUGGAGGACACAAAGCCAGCAAGAUCAUGCGCUUUGUGGACAAGAUCACCAAGUCCAAGUACUUCCAGAAGGCCACGGAGACGGAGUUCAUCAAGAAGAAGAUGGAGGAAGUGUCCAACACGCCCCUCCUGCUCACGGUGGAGGUGCAGCAGCUCCGGGGAACGCUGGCCGUCAACAUCCCGCCUCCUCCCACCGACAGGAUCUGGUAUGGCUUUAGGACACCGCCUCACCUGGAGCUGAAGGCCCGACCCAAGCUGGGAGAGAGAGAAGUCACUCUGGCUCAUGUUACGGACUGGAUAGAGAAAAAACUGGAUCAGGAAUUCCAGAAAAUCCUGGUGAUGCCAAACAUGGAUGAUGUGUGGCUGACUAUCAUGCACUCUGCCAUGGACCCUCGCUCGGCUGGCGGCCCCUCAGUCGGCCUCCCGGCGGCGGACCCCGAGCCCUGGCAGCCAGAGAGGGACAGCACCAGCCAGCCAUGAAGAUUGUUUACAGUAUUUCCUAAAGCUUAUGAAGUCUCAAAACGGGGGAACCGGAGCCAAAGUCGAUGGGCGUGGCGCUACUGUAACACAAACACAUUCCCGCAGUGAGCUGCUUUCUCACUUCAAAUAGAAGAGACCUCGUAACUUCAACAGGAACGAGGCCGAGUCGACACUAAAGACAAACUGUUGCUUGCUGCUCUGUUUAGUAGUAUUUAUCACGCCGGGGGAAAAGGCGGUUUCGUCUUGUGUGACGAUGAGUACCUAUUGAAUAGGCGCUGACAUGUGAAGGGAGCCUUUCUGGGCUCGUACCUGGGGGCGGGUUAAUCAGCAGGAAUAUUUUUGGUAUAUAUUUUAUGUCCGAUGAACACGUUGAUGUGGAAGCAUUCACCAGAUACCUUACAGCCUGCCGACGACGGGAGACGUUUAGCGUCGAGCUGCAGCAGAUGAAGUGCGAUCGUAUGUUGAGAUUAGAGGCAAACGGUUAGCGUGUGAAGGAGCGCCGUCGUUUGCCUUGUUGAGGAUGAACCGUGAACGAGUGGAGAAGCUCCGAUACUUGAUGUUAUGUUUCUUUACCAUAAAACAUUAAACCUUAAAGUGGCUUUAGCGAUUUAAACCUUUUAUUUUUUGGAUCAGGUGUUAACUAACAGUGUUCAUUUGUGCUGUGACCAGACCUUCGAUUGCCAAACUCCCUUUUUGUUUUUUUCAUUUUAAUGCCACUGAUGCCGUUGUCUGUAUGGAGAUGAUGCUCGAGAGCAAACACGCGGUAUGUAGGACGAAUACACAAUAAGUGCAAUGAUAGAACUGCUACAUAGGCUUUAGUAUGAUCUUGUAUAGCGACUAUAUAAAUACACAGUGUAUGUCUGAUGACAAGUACGAGGCCUCUAACACGUCUAUUGAAUGUAUGUUUGGAUAUUUUUGCUUUGGGUUCUUGUAUGAAAACAGUUUUUUGUUUUUUAACCCAGUUCUGACUGGGCUAUGCAAAUUAUUGCACAAAUACAAGUUUUCUUUUUGUUUUCUAAUGAUAAACACUAUGUCGUGUCCUUUUUCCAGACGCAUUGUGAGAAUCUUUGUGGCGUACACGGUGGUGCAUGCAUCCAGACAUGGUGUCGCUGAUGAUGUGUGAAUUAAAAUGACCAAUUUUGAUAAACAACAGUGCUUUAAAAAGACUCUGCGCACCUCUUUGUACGUAGGAAGACACUUUAACACAAGUUAAGGUACAGAUUAUAUCAGAAAGCGUCUAUGGUCCAGAAUGUGUGGCCCUGUCUACGGGUUCCCUCUCUGAAUAUGCCUUUGUCACCUUUUUUUCUGAUCUUAACCAAAGUCCUUCGGUUGGGCCUUCAGCGCCGGAUCGCUCCGUCGGACUCGACUUGUAUCGAUAAAGGGUCGAUCCACCCAGACGUCAGAACUUCUCUCGAUUCAUGUCGUGUUUUUUUUGUUUGUUUUUUAACUAAAUCACGCUAAAAACUUCUACCUGAACCAGGAAUUCUUGCCAAAUCAAACACAGCUCUGCUCCAAAUACUUUCAGAGUUGUGAGAUUUUUUUGAAAAUAGUCCCUCUGUGUUUAAUUUUAUAACUUCAAUCGCUUAUUUUUCACAGGAUUUGGCUGAUUUUUUUAUUUGAUUUUACACUGAAUAUCCCAGAAAUCUAAAAAAAAAAAAGUAAACAGUUGGAACUUGUAAUCAUGUCAGUAGCUUGUACCGCUUUUUAAUUUUUUAACAGAAAUUAAAACAAUAACAAUCUGUAACUUAUCAUCAAAAGGAAAAAUCUCCUCUAAUGUUCGCUCACAAUUUGCUUCGAAGCUGGAAAAUCCAAUUUCUUGGACAUUUUAACAGUAUUUUUUUUUUUUUUUUUUUCCCAUGAAGGAUUGUUUUGAUUUCUUUGAGACUUUUUGAAGGGAACGUCUUCGUAUCCAUUGAAAACCUAUUAAAGAUGUUAUAUUACUCCUUCGUUAUUUAAUGAUUUUAUGAAAAUGACAAAUUUUGUUUGUAGUUUUCAGUGGCUUUAAUAUCACAUUUGGUGGCUUUAAUUAUCAGGUAAACAUCUGUACUAUGUUGAUUUCCAGGUUUUCUAUGUCUGUAUGGUACCUGUUGAGCUGUUUUGUCAUUAGUUCAGGAAAUAAACGACUCAAGUUCCA
Stegastes partitus (bicolor damselfish) is the source of this 5502-nucleotide messenger RNA. Its product is annotated as testis-expressed sequence 2 protein-like. Gene Ontology annotation, molecular function: lipid binding. The record is from RefSeq and is a predicted model, not a curated record. Bases 33 to 3368 code for a protein of 1111 amino acids. The transcript is spliced from 12 exons. Gene Ontology annotation, cellular component: endoplasmic reticulum. NCBI's taxonomy places the organism in Eukaryota, Metazoa, Chordata, Actinopteri, Pomacentridae.